Messenger RNA from Aspergillus wentii DTO 134E9, 375 nucleotides. RefSeq lists its product as uncharacterized. The record is from RefSeq and is a predicted model, not a curated record. The transcript is spliced from 2 exons. The coding region runs from base 1 to 375 and encodes 124 amino acids. Lineage: Eukaryota; Fungi; Ascomycota; Eurotiomycetes; Eurotiales; Aspergillaceae.
AUGUUCUGGCAUCACCACAAACACGAGGAGCAGAAGCCUGCUCAACCUCAGCACAUUCCGGCUCAGUACCCUCCUCAAUACGCUCAAGCUCCGUACGCCCAACCUCAGGUCGUGCAGUCAAAAGACGCCCAGAAGCCGAAGAGCGACAAGGCAGCCAAAGCGAGCAAACUCACUUCGAAACUUCUGAAGAAGGUCGAAAAGAAGAUGCACGAAAAACAUGAAAAGGAAGAGAGAGAGAAGGAGAGAGAGGAAAGAGAGGAGGAAGAAGAAGAAGAAGAAGAGGAGGAGGAGGAUGGGAGCAGCAGUGGCAGUGAUAGCAGCAGCAGCGACAGCGACAGUGGCAGCGACAGCGGCAGUGACGAUGAUGAUGACUAG